CCUCCUUUGGCACACUGAGCAUGCGCAGAGCGGUCAGCCAGCAGGAAAGGACUGACACUGACUGGAAACCAGCACACAGGUGUGCUACCGGCACAACAGUCACUUGGUCUGACCGCUUCUAAUGAGAAAACCGUUUUAAGUUUCCAGCCAUGUCUUACGCUUCUGGUCAAGAUGCAGGAGACCUUGUUCAGAUCAUCUCAAAUAACAUCCAGAAGAUAUCAAAGAACUCUUCUGAAAUUCAGAGAAUAGUGAAUCAGCUUGGAACUGUUCUAGAUACUGCAGAAUUAAGGAAUGAACUGCAGCAGAAGGUGCAGGAUACAAACAAGAUUGCCAAAGAUACAGAUAAAUACUUGAAAAAAUUUGUCUCUUUGCCAUCGGAUAUUGAUCAGCGGCAGAGGAAAUUACAAAAAGAUAGACUUGUGAAUGAAUUCUCUGCAGCACUAACAAAUUUUCAGAAGAUACAAAGAAAUGCUGCUGAAAGAGAAAAAGAGUUUGUUGCUAGAGUGCGUGCAGGAUCCAGAAUAUCUGGGGGUCUCCCAGAUGAUGGGCAAAAAGCUACAUUGGUCAGUUGGGAAAGUGAAGGUCAAUCUCAAACACAAGCAACAAUGCAAGAAGAAAUAAUCACAGAUGAUGACCUACGUCUGAUAGAAGAACGUGAAUCCGCUAUACAUCAACUUGAGGAGGAUAUUAGAGGCAUAAAUGACAUAUUUAAAGACUUGGGCAUGAUGGUUCAUGAACAAGGAGAUAUGAUAGAUAGUAUAGAGGCCAACGUUGAGUCUGCUGAUGUCCAUGUUCAGCAAGCUAACCAACAACUUGCAAGAGCAGCAGAGUACCAGCGCAAAUCAAGGAGGAAGAUAUGCAUCAUCAUUGUUGUACUCGCUAUUCUUGCAACUGUAAUUGGACUGAUUAUCUGGGGAUCCCUUAGAAACUAAGCUUCAAACAUCUAUUCUCCUUGAAACCUAUACUUCAGUACUUUCUUACUACAUGGAAUAAGAAAGUUCAAAUAUAUUGAAGAAAGAGAAGAUGGGAAAAAAAUAACAGUUAAUGCCAUGUGUACAUAUUUGUUGUUCUUAAACGGACACUAAGCAUCAUAACAAUGAGAACUCGCUUUAGUGGUUAUAGUGCCAAGAGUUCCUAGUGCUGUCUUACAGUAAACAGAUUCAGAAAAGUUUGACACUUAAUGGUCUCUGUUCAGCACCUGCAUUGCUUAUGGUCUGAACUGGUAUGGUAAAGAAGAAGUCUUCACUUCUGUAUUAUCAUACUAGCUCAUACCAAGUAUGUUUAUGUUCAUUUGCGGAGAGUGUCAGCUGACACUUAGUAAGAGUUGAUAUGAAAUUACAUGAAAAAUAGUAUGAACAUCCACUUUAACAAACCAUACUGGAAGCAGUGCAGGCUCUGAACAGAGAACUGUAGGUGUCAGACUGUUCUUAAAUGCUUUGACAGUUUACUGUUGGGCAGCGCCAGGGACCUCCUGGCACCAUAACCACUAUAGCAAACCGUAGUGGUUAUAAUGCUUGGAAUAUCCUUUUAAAUAGCAGUGCAUGUUUGUGGACAUGGGAUUUGUUAACAAAGCACUGGGUUGUGAGUUUAUAAAUGCAACAUUCAUGCCAAGAGAGCUAGUUGUGCCUAAAUUUAAAAUUCAGCUGUCCAUAUGCUUCGUUUCACAUUUAUAAAUUUUUCUUUUAUAAUUUCUUUUUUACAUUUUUUUUGCACUAACCUAUGUAAGCUUUAGAAAUCCAGAAUUUGCUUUUAAACAAAGUUACUAGUUUUCUAAGGGGUCGGAAAUAUGUAUAUCAGUUGUCUUAAAGCAGCAUUGUCACAGUCUGGAACUUUGCAGAUGGGGGGCUGGGGUAAAGGUGAGUUCUACUUACAUAAACCUGUCCCUCUCAGGUGUUGCCAUCUUCCUCCGGCGAGUGCAAUUCCCUGCAGCCAUCACUGGUGAUGGCUGGGGGAAUUGACAUCUCCGCCCAGUGUCUAGAAGUGUCAGGCAUAGGAAAUAUACAGAGAUAAAGUAGUCCUUACUUUGUCUCUGUAUAUCUCUUGAUUUUCAGUGAAAUUCCAACAGAGUCAAUGUAAAACAGUACAAAAGCUACACAAGAAUAUUUUGAAUCGAAUAAAUGCUUUUGAUUUGGCUUUGCACAUUAGAAAAUAAAAAAAUAAAAAAUCACAAAAAAAACCAAAAUUCUUUUUAUAUCCCAAACCUAUUCUACCAUCUUUGUGAAUUUAUAUGUAACAUAAAAAUUUGCUGUGCCUUUUUUUAUUAUUUUCAUGUAUAAAUCACAUGGCAACCUCUAUAUGAAUCUUCUAAUGUGCAUGCACACCAAUUACACAAAAGGGCUUAUAAUUCACUACUAGAACUACUUCACUGAUAUGUAUUUAUCUAGUAAUGGCACUAUUUUAGUUUGUUUUUUUUUCUUCAAUAUUACCCAAAGUGACACAUUUUGGAGCUGCCGUGAAGAAAUCUGUCUUCGGUAUUACAAGUUGGCUGUGAAUCAAAAUAGUGACAGUCCAAUUAAUGGGCAAACACACAUAUCCAGCCUUUCUCCAAUCACACAUUCCCAAUAACAUGCAUGGCUUCUUUUUUUUAUUGUUUUUUUAUGAUAAAAGAUUUGUUUAGUAUCAUACUCUAAAAUAUUGUUUUAGCUUGAUAUAGUGAAAGAUGCCCAAAAGCCAUGAACUACUCUGUGUCAUCCUCUGGUAGAAAAAGGUAUGAUCAUUUCUUGUGACAACUCUCUGUAAAUUGUUUGAUUUACAUUGUUUUACGCUCCUUGAACCCUUUUUGCACAUUGGUUUAAAAUAGUCUUCCUCACACACCUAUAGGUGUUGUCAUAUGGGGAAAAAAAGAUUAGAUAAUUAUGAAUCCAUAUUGCUCAACAAGGCCCCAUUAGGGUCCAAGUGACAUUUGCAAACCCUUGGUAAUCACUAAUGUCCAUUCUGCUGCAAAUACUUCCCCCCUCUCUUAUACUGGACCCAUAGUAUCUACUGUACAUUGAAACCUCCAGUAUAUACAAAUGGCCCACGAUUUUCAAAGGUCAGUGUAGUGUGUGAUGUUUAUUUCAGUGACACCCCCAUCAUUCCCAUAAAACUUGUCACAACAUUUAUUUUUAGUAUAUAUACUGUAUAUGUGACAUUUGAAUAUUUAAGAAAAGAGAUUUGAACCUGCCUUUGGCUUAGUAAACCGUAAUGCAAAGGGAACAAGUCCUCUAUCGUUUAAAUAUAUAUUUGAUGUAUGCCCAGUGACUGUUUUUAUGUAUAGGAAGACCUAUACUUGCCUCCAAAGCAGGA
Molecule: messenger RNA, 3285 nt
Organism: Pelobates fuscus (common spadefoot toad)
Lineage: Eukaryota; Metazoa; Chordata; Amphibia; Anura; Pelobatidae
Gene: STX7
Product: syntaxin 7
Exons: 10
Coding region: 150-932 (260 amino acids)
Biological process (GO): intracellular protein transport; vesicle fusion; vesicle-mediated transport
Cellular component (GO): synaptic vesicle; endomembrane system; SNARE complex
Molecular function (GO): SNARE binding; SNAP receptor activity
Source: RefSeq, a predicted model, not a curated record